This is a messenger RNA of Ostrea edulis (European flat oyster), 2770 nucleotides long. Its product is annotated as ras-related protein rab7. The transcript has 5 exons. NCBI's taxonomy places the organism in Eukaryota, Metazoa, Mollusca, Bivalvia, Ostreida, Ostreidae. Gene Ontology annotation, biological process: endosome to lysosome transport; phagosome-lysosome fusion. Gene Ontology annotation, molecular function: GTP binding; GTPase activity. The record is from RefSeq and is a predicted model, not a curated record. Bases 164 to 781 code for a protein of 205 amino acids. Gene Ontology annotation, cellular component: lysosome; phagocytic vesicle; late endosome.
UAGGUCUCGGACUACAUUUACACCCACCAUGUAGGAAGUUAGUUAGUAUGACGUCUUAGGUCACGAGACUGAGGAGCCAUAUUGGAGGUGUCAUUCGUAGAUGAAUAUUCACUAUCAAACAAAUUGUUGAAUUUGUGAUCACUCUCGUAUUUGGGGAAUUACUAUGGCGUCAAGAAAGAAGGUUUUGUUAAAAGUCAUUAUAUUAGGGGACAGUGGUGUUGGGAAGACAUCACUUAUGAAUCAGUAUGUGAACAAGAAGUUUAGCAACCAGUACAAAGCCACCAUUGGAGCAGAUUUUCUGACCAAAGAAGUCAUGGUGGAGGACAGAUUAGUUACUAUGCAGAUAUGGGAUACAGCUGGACAGGAGAGGUUUCAGUCACUAGGAGUAGCAUUCUACAGAGGGGCUGACUGUUGUGUGUUAGUAUUUGACGUCACUAUGCCAAAUACAUUCAAGUCAUUGGACAGCUGGAGGGACGAGUUCCUUAUCCAAGCUAGUCCCAGGGACCCAGAGAAUUUCCCUUUUGUUGUCAUAGGAAAUAAAAUAGACUUGGAAAACAGGGCGGUUACUGCCAAAAGAGCACAGAGUUGGUGCAAUAGCAAAGGGGAGAUUCCUUACUUCGAGACAAGUGCGAAAGAGGCCAUUAAUGUUGAACAAGCUUUCCAGACAGUGGCCAAGAAUGCCCUGGCUCAAGAAACAGAAGUGGAAUUGUAUAACGAGUUUCCAGACCAGAUUAAACUUACAAACGAUACGAAAAAGCAAGACAGUGGAUGUGGCUGUUAAUAGAAUGAUAGGAAAUUAUUUCUCUGUUCCAUGUAUUAAAGUUAUCAACAUGAAAGAACUUGAGAAAAUAAAAUGUUUUGUAUAACACACAAAAUUUUUAUUCAUGGACCACACAGAUGUUCCUUGGGAAACUGGAGUAAAGAUGAGAGUGACCAAGCGGUAUCAGUACGUACGACGCAUGUGUGUUGGUGUGUGUGUGUAAGCGGAAUUUGAUUGGAUGUUGUCAAGACAAUACUUGAAUGGUUGGUGCAGUGAUUCCCAAAAUUCAGGACAGGUCCAUGAAACUUGCUUAAUUUAUUUGUGAUUUAGGUCAAAUUUAAACAGAUUUUAUUCUGCAUUUUAAGUAUAUAAGAAUCAUGAAUAUGAAGUCUAUCUCUCCUUUGCUAUGCUCAAAUGAAAAAUUUGUCACAUUUUUGUUUAAAAUGAUUACCAACAAUUGAGGUUUUGCCUGUUCUUUAUUUUUUUAUCAAGUUUUUGUAUGAAAGGAAAAAUUUUUUAUCAAAGAAAAUUCCCUCAGAACAUCUCGACUAUAGCAAAUAAUAUAUUUUGCUUUGUUUUUCAUUCGAACUGAAAGUACAAAUUAUUUUUUUUACAUUUUUACAUGUGGAUACUACGAUGUAAACUCUUACUAUGUACUAGUAGAUACCAAAUUUUUUAAAACCAAAACUUUAACUAUGAAGAAAACAUUUUCAGUAAAUUAGCACUAAUUGUGAAGCAAAAGACUUUGAUGUAACAUAAUUGUUUUAGACCUCAUUAUGUUUACCAUGUGUUACAAUAUUUGUUUAAAAGACCUAGUCUGUUGUAUUUGUGCUUUAUAAAGUUUGGGUCUUAUUUCAUAGUUUGUAUAUACAACAAAUUGUUGACUCAUGGGAUGAAUGCAUGUGACACAUAAACCUUUUGUAAAAUUGUUCAGUUAAAGAUAAUAAUGUUUUCAAGUCCUUGAUGGCUGGGUAUCCAUUACAGACACCCAUGUGAAGUAGUCAUAUAUGUAUUGAGUGUUCUAUUAAUUCCUGGAUUUGUUGAUAUUUAGUUAUUUGGAGUUCACUAAAACAUUCAUAUGCUGUGUAUUGUUCCAUGUAUGAUACUGGUAUACUCUGCUGGGCUGCAAUAUAUUGUUACUGUUAAGUUCAGCCUCAAGUCCAGGAACUUAGGGAUAGCACCAUGAAUUAUUUUUGUGUUGGUACAGUAUCCAUUUCAAUAAUAAAUGCAUUAUUUUAGUCAUUAUCACAACCUUUGUAACCCACUGGUUAGUAGAACCUGUAAGCCAACCAGACCCCCCCCCCUUCUGAAUUUUAAUCUGCUGACUGUCAACAUAAUAUUUUGACCUCCAGCUAAAUUUAUUUUGGCCCCAGCUAAAUGCUUUGGUUUUAUUUAUUUGUUUGAGUGAAGGAGCACCCAUCUCUGAUAAAUCUGCAAACCCGAUAAGUCAUUUAUAGACACUGAUAAGUAGAGGGACUCUCAUCCGACAUAGAUCUUCAGAUUUUAAGAUUGAACAUUAAAGUUAUGAGGAGUAAAUUCAAUAUAGAUAAAUCAAUAUUGGCUUGAUACCUGUUAGUUUUGAUUAUCACUGUUAUUUAUUUUUGAAGAACAAGCCUGUUCUCUAUAUAACAAUGUACUUUACAGUUCUUUGCUUUGUAAGUGAAGGUUUCUUUGUUAAAAUAGCUGCAGAGCUGUAGUUCUUUUUGGGAGGAAAUUGGGAUAUACCAGAGAGCUACAGUUCUGCAGCUGUGUUAGAUGGCAUAUUCCAUUCCCCCCCAGAGAUAUACGGUUCUGUAGCUGCUAUAUUAGAUGGAUAUAAGAAAGUCAUUUGGUGUUGUUAUUUCUUUAGCAUGACUGUAUGCAAAAUACUCCUUUCCUCAACUUCAUUGGGUUUCCAUUUCUGACAGAUUUUGUAUACAACACUCAACACUGUUUAUGUCAUGUAAAUUUUUGAGCAUUAAUGUAAAUCCAUUGAUGAAAAAAUGAUCAAUAAAGAAGAAAUAUACAAUA